Messenger RNA from Trypanosoma cruzi, 570 nucleotides. RefSeq names its product mucin TcMUCII, putative. Lineage: Eukaryota; Euglenozoa; Kinetoplastea; Trypanosomatida; Trypanosomatidae. The record is from RefSeq and is a predicted model, not a curated record. Bases 1 to 570 code for a protein of 189 amino acids. The transcript has a single exon.
AUGAUGACGUGCCGUCUGCUGUGCGCCCUGUUGGUGCUUGCCCUGUGCUGCUGCCCGUCCGUGUGCGUGACAGCGGAUGGUGAAAAAGUUGUUAAUAACCCAGGAGAACACUCCGAUCAAGCGAACUCUAAGCCAGAGGAAGUAAGUGAGAUGACGCAAUUGCCUAGUACUCUUCCUCUCCCGCCAGAGGCAAAAGAGGAAGGGGAUGGGAGAGUAACAGCAGAGUCACAAAUUAAUCUCAACCAGGAACAGUAUCAGGAAAAAGAUGGGCAAUCCACCAAUGAAGAGGCGGAUGGUGAAGAGACCGAUAAGGCAAAUGAACAAAAUCUAAUAACAAGUGCAAUAAAUACGACAACCACAACGACCACGACGACCACGACACAGCCACCAACUACAACGACCACGACAACACAGGCACCAAGCACUACGACUACAGAGGCGCCAACCACGACGACCACCCGCGCACCGUCACGUCUUCGUGAAAUCGACGGCAGCCUCAGCAGCUCUGCGUGGGUGUGUGCCCCGCUGCUGCUCGCCGUAUCCGCGCUGGCGUACACCACUGUGGGCUGA